Drosophila rhopaloa is the source of this 3201-nucleotide messenger RNA. Its product is annotated as integrin alpha-PS3-like. NCBI's taxonomy places the organism in Eukaryota, Metazoa, Arthropoda, Insecta, Diptera, Drosophilidae. Gene Ontology annotation, cellular component: integrin complex; external side of plasma membrane. The record is from RefSeq and is a predicted model, not a curated record. Gene Ontology annotation, biological process: cell-cell adhesion; cell adhesion mediated by integrin; cell-matrix adhesion. Gene Ontology annotation, molecular function: integrin binding. The coding region runs from base 1 to 3201 and encodes 1066 amino acids. The transcript has 8 exons.
AUGUUUCGCCUUAUUUUGGUCGUGUUCUUGGUCUUUCAAAUCCAAAUCGAAGCUUUCAAUUUAUCGCCUUAUCCAAAUCAAGUGAUAAAAUAUCAGGGACAUCCAAAACAAUCCCGCAGUUCCUACUUCGGAUACUCGCUCGUCAUCAGACAGAAAAGAAUUUUUGUAGGAGCACCCCGAGCUCAAUCCACUUUCCAAGCGCAAAGCAAUAUUGAGGAGCCUGGGAUGAUCUACAGGUGCUCCCUGGAAAACCAGAACUGCCAGCCAUAUGCCCUGGAUUCCAAGGAUAAUGAGGAUUCGUACGAUACGUUAUUCUUGGGCUCAAAGCACAAGGACUUCCAGUGGCUUGGUGCGUCAAUGGAUGGAGGCACCCAGGAUACGGAUAAGCUCCUCGUUUGUGCCCCCCGAUUUUACACCCACAGUUGGGAUAAGGAUGAACUGCCCGUUCAAUACCACAUGCUCGGAAUCUGCUACUGGGUUAAAAACACAGUGAACGACAUUCCGCUGCGCGUUAUGGAGAUUUCCCCACUUCGUGACCCAAAAAUUCAGGAGCGUGAGAUCGCAAAUGUCACCCACUGGAUCUACAGUUUAGGCCAACUGGGCCUCAGUGGCCAUGUGUCGGAUAAUGGCUCCAAGUUUCUGAUCGGAGCCCCAGGCAUUGAUGAUUGGAAGGGAACGGUGAUCCUAAACCAGGAAAAAGAGAACGAGGAAAGUUCCGCCAGAGCUCAGCGUGACACGAGUAGGGCACUGUUCCUGAAACGAGCUAAGCGGUCGGUCUCCCGAUCCGACACGGUAGCUAUACAUCCAAAUGGGACUCAGCAGGAUGACUCGUACUUCGGCUAUGCCGUGAGUUCCGGCUACUUUGACAGCCUCAAUACUUCACACCUUCUCUACGUGGCCACCGCUCCCCAAGCCAACAAUCAAUCUGGCGAGGCCUACAUCUUCGAUGUCCGGGGAGAGAGUAUCCAGAAGUACAAAGUCUUCCGGGGCGAUCAGUUUGGUGAAUAUUUCGGCUAUUCUGUGCUGGCGGAGGAUCUCAACGGAGAUGGGAAAACGGACCUCAUCAUAUCUGCCCCCUUUCACGCUCUGAAUGAUUCCUACGACAAUGGAGUCAUUUAUGUUUUUAUCAACAAUGGCCUUCUCAACUUUACAAAGACUAUUAUCAAGUCGCCAGCGGGCUGUACGGGUCGAUUUGGAGCAACUCUUUCGCGUCUCGGAGACAUUAACGACGAUGGAUAUAAUGACGUGGCCGUGGGAGCUCCCUUUGCCGGAAACGGAUCGGUGUUCAUCUACAUGGGCGGAGAGUUUGGACUGCGGGAUCAGCCGAGUCAGCGGCUGGAUGCUCCUUCCCAGCAACCUUCCAAGUACGGAUCGCACAUGUUCGGCCACGGCCUCUCCCGCGGACUGGACAUAGAUGGCAACGGGUUCAAUGACUUCGCCAUCGGGGCUCCCAAUGCCGAGGUCGUGUAUCUUUAUCGCGCCUAUCCCAUUGUCAAAAUACUUGCCACAGUAAAGUCGGAGUCGUGGGAGAUAAAGCCGGAUCAGGAGAAGGUGAAGAUCACCGCCUGCUAUCGGUUGAAUACUACCGCCAUGGCAUUGGAGGUGCAGAAGCAGCAGGAACUGAACAUCCGUAUUGCCGUCGAUACGAAGCUGAAACGGGUUAAGUUCGUCCAGACGCAGACCAACGAGAUGAGGUUCAAGGCGAAGGCGGGUAUCGAGGAGCAGUGCCAGGUGUUUGAAGCACAGGUUCGCAACACUAAGAAGGACAUGUUCACGCCCAUCGAACUGGAGAUGCACUACGAGCUUACCAACAAGGUUUCCGUCUCGGGGGAGUUCUGCGAAACCUGCGUGGCUGUUGAUCCGGCAGAGCCGAAGGUUUACACGGAGAAGAUAAACAUUGCUGUUUAUACCGCCGAUCUGAGGUUGAGGAGCAAAAAUGUGAGCCUCAGUUUUAUUUUGGGCAGUAGCGAUACCAUCCGACUGAGUUACGAGAUCACCAACAACGGCGAGACAGCCUACCUGCCCCAAUUCAACGUGACCAGCACUCCCCGCUUGGCUUUCGCUCAGCUUCCCGGAAAUUGCAGGGUCGGCGACUAUGAUGACCAAGUUAUGGUGUGCGAUUUGAACCGCGGAGGACCGCUGGCCAAGGGGGACAGCGACUCCGUCACCAUCAGCUUCGAUGUGAGCCAAUUCAGCGGACAGUCGCUGUCCAUCCACGCGGAAGUAUCCAGUGUCGGAAAGGAAAAGAACCCUACGGAUAAUAAGCAGAGUGUCGAGAUCAGCUUAGAGGAGAUCGCCGAGAUCGAUGUUAGCGGUCGUCCCGCCGACGGUCAAAUUGCUCUUAAAUGUUCUGAUUCCUCCGCGGAAGUCAUGAACAGUUACAAGAUCAGGAGUCGCGGUCCCAGUAUUAUCGAGCAGUUAACCCUGUCCGUUUAUAUUCCCAUAGCGUUUAAGAUGGCAUCAUCUGAGGCAUUUAUACCCAUCGUUAAUGUGACCAGUCUGAAGAUGCAGGCCACCUACAAUGCCCGUCCGUUGCCCAUCAAGCUCUACGAUCAUAACAAUGCUCUGCUCGAUACGUUUCCCAUUGGGAACUCCAGCCAGAGCGAAGUGUACAACAUCCAGCCCCGAAAGCGUAGGGAUCUCCAAGGCCUGCUAGUCAACCAAACGAAAGAAGCUGGCUUCUAUCUUAAGCGGCUGUUCAAUAAACCAUCGUUAAAUCGCAGCAUUGCAUUGGACUGCCGGGAAACCAACCUGACCAUCUGUGUCCGUGCCGAGAUAAGUGUCAAAUUUUGGCCGUCUGAACCGAUCAGCCUGAACAUAAGCUUUAAUGUGGACCUAAAAGAUAUAGAGGAGCCCUGGGAUUACUUUGUCAUCCAGACUGAUGUGAAACUGCUCAAGGAGGACGAUCCCACGUCCAGUUCAAUUGUGAUUCAUAGUCUGAUCCAACCUAAUGUGUUAUACAAGCAUGCUGGACUGUCCAUCUGGAAAAUAAUUAUGGCAGUGAUCGGAGGGGGCCUGAUCCUUGCUGCAAUAACCUAUGGCUUUCACAAGUUUGGAUUCUUUAAACGAACCAUGCGAUACGAAAUAGCCAGGAUAAUUCGCAGCAGCUUUGAGGAGGAGUUGGCAGAGGCGGAGGCAUUGGCGGAAGCCAAUUCAAGGGCCAACUCGGUGGCAGUUAGAAACGAGAGGCGUCGACAGUGA